Molecule: messenger RNA, 3556 nt
Organism: Scylla paramamosain (green mud crab)
Lineage: Eukaryota; Metazoa; Arthropoda; Malacostraca; Decapoda; Portunidae
Product: acyl-coenzyme A diphosphatase NUDT19-like
Exons: 8
Coding region: 377-1414 (345 amino acids)
Cellular component (GO): mitochondrion
Molecular function (GO): hydrolase activity, acting on acid anhydrides, in phosphorus-containing anhydrides
Source: RefSeq, a predicted model, not a curated record
UAAUCGAGUGAUAAAGAUUAUCUGAGGAAUUUAAAAUGUUGAGUGAGGAGGAGUGAAGAAGAGGAGAUCUGGGCCUUCGGAAAGAAUCAGAAAUUUGUAAAGGUUAUCCAAGGAACUUAUAUAGAAUCCUUGAGCUUAUUUGAGAGUUUAAAAUGCUGGGAAGAUGAGGUAGAAAGAGCCGUUGGAAAGGAACACGCGCUACCUGCAUAAGGAUGUAGUUGCAAAGGCAAUACCCCAAAAUACCAACUGAACUGAACUGAACGCAGGCUUUCUAAUUAUAAUAUGACAGGACAACUUAAAUGUGACUGUGUUGCAGAGAAGAACCUAACUAGAGUGACGUCAGAACCGGUGUAGCAUAGCUACAGUUGCCGCAGCCAUGGCUGGAAGGUUUUGGCGGGAGGCAGCCUCACUAAUGGUGGUGGGACGUGCAGCCAAUGCAAAUUCCAAGAUUCCCAAGGAAGGCUUUGAGCUGCUCUUUUUGAAACGCAAUGAAAAGAGUUCUUUCUUGCCAAACUCGUAUGUGUUUCCAGGUGGAGUCAGCGAACCUUCAGAUUUCUCAGAGGAAUGGUUUGAUGUAUUCAAGAAAUGUGGGUACGAACCAUCUAGUCUGCUCAAGGAAUUUAGAACCAAUGCACCUCCACCGAUGAUGUAUUCCAACAAGACGUACCCCAUCAUACCAGAGAUUGGUUUCAGGAUAGGAGCCACAAGAGAGGCCUUUGAGGAAUGUGGCCUAUUAAUCACACAUCACUUCCCCUUCAAAACCCUGGACAAGGUGGAGCUUGGUAAAUGGCAGAAAAAUGUGCACCAGGAUGCUUCACAAUUUGUUGUGAUGUUCCAAGAGCUGGGUGGGUGUCCUGGCAUCUGGGACCUGCAUGAGUGGAUAUCGUGGCUCACACCAACACACCUGAGUCGCAGAUUUGACACAGCCUUCUUCAUAACCUUCAUGGAAAAAAUACCCAACAUUUUUGCUGAUGACAAAGAAGUUGUUGAUGUAAAGGUGGUAUCUCCUUCAGAAAUUAUGAAGCAGUGGCACAGUGGAGCCAUCAACCUGCCACCACCUCAGAUUUAUGAAGUGAGCCGUCUGCUUAGUAUUGACUCAUAUGAUGACCUGGAGAAGUUUGCUCGUGAGCGGGGAAAGAAGGGCAUGGAUCAUUAUUUUCCCGUCAAAAUUUUCACCAAGAAUGGAUUUGUUUCUUGCUUGCCAGGAGAUGAUCUGUAUCCUGAAAAGCCAGACUAUACAGGGGAGCAAGCACAGCUCGUGGUGCAGGAGUCUAUAGAGGAAUUAAGAGGCCUUGCUCUGAAUCAUCAUAGAAUGGAAAUGAAAGAGCAUAAUGUGAAAUUAUUUGUAAAUAUUACUCCAAAAUAUGGACAUAUAUCUGUCAAAAAUGCCAUGGAAAUAAUGUCACAGUUGUGAAAUUAUGUAAAGUUUGCCACAUGGACAAUUGUCUAAGUAUUGCUUGUACUAAUACUAUACAAGAUAGUAUAAUACAGGGUGUUUCAAAAGUAUAUGUCAUAUUAUGACACUAUGAAGAUAUGAAUAUCCUAAUAACUAUGGAGGAUAUCAAAACAAUUUAUAUAUCCUGAAAGCUAACAUUUCCAAGUUUCUGUAAUAAAAAAAACAACUCAAAAGUGCAAGAAAUUAUUCGUUUACUAAACUUUUUUUACAGCUGUUCAGCAUGUGACGCAGGUUACACAACACACAUCCAAACCAUAGUCCAUUUCUUGCCGCCAAAAUUAACAAAAGAAAACUUGACAAUAUAACCUUUUUAAAUGGUACUAGUUUUGUCUUGCUUCUCUAUUUGGCAAGAAAUGGACUAUGACUUGGACAUUUUUUUUGGACAUGGACAUAUGUUGUGCAAGUCACCACACACAUUAAACAUCUUAGUUUAGUAAAAAAAAUAAUUUCUUGCAUUUUUUAGUUCUUUUUUCAUAUAGAAACUUGAAAAUAUUAGCUUUCAGGAAAUUUAAAUUGUGUUUUGAUAUAAUACUCCAUAGUUAUUAUUUAUUACUCCAUAGUUAUUGAGAUAUUAAGUGUCAAUGUGACAAACUUUUGAAACACCCUGUACAAUGCUAAUACUAGCAGUUGUAAUACUAGACAAAAUAGUAUAAAUACUAACUACUUUCUUGUAUUUCUGCAGGAAAUUUACUAUUUCUAUGUACAUUACAAGUGAUUAUUACAUACUAGAGGGAACUUCUGGGCGACAUGGAAAUGCUCUCACCCAGCAAACCCAGCCUAUUCUGAUCUGAUCGUCUUUCUGGUUAUUCUUCCCUUCCAUAAAUAUUUGCUGUACAUAAAGCUGCACUUACUAAUUUCCUGUGCUUGUGUGCUGCCCAGCUAAACUUGAGGCUGCCUCGAGUUUCAAUACUAUGUUGACAGGAGAGAGCUUUUUACAGCAGUGUUCGCAGUGUGAGACUUUAGAAUGAAUGCAUGGCCUUAGUGCAACUGCAGCUUAGCAGGAGGGAGCUUUUUUAUAGCAGUGUUCACGGUAUGGGACCGGGACCUUAGAGUGUGUGGCCUUAAGUUUGACUGAUAGCCAACAAAGGUAGUACCCACAUUGAGGGUGAGGUCAGAUUGUAGAUAUAUAGGGUGAGGGGUGACUAUUCAGGUUUGUAUAUAUAAAAUUAGUGACAAUUAUAUAUUUAAGGUUGUAUAUACAUAUAUUAGUUGUAUAUACAUAUAUUUUAUACAAGUGACAAUUAUAUAGGGUGACAUUUGUAUAUAUGUUGAGCCUCAUGAUUAAGGGGUUAUUCAGACCUUAUGAACUAAAGUUUUAUUAAUAUUUUUUGUAUUCAAAAGUAUUGUAUUCUAAAAAUUUUACAAAUCAUGAAAUUUUGUAUUCACAAAUUGAGAUUAUUCACGAGACUUCCUUUGUAUUAAAAUAGGCUUCCUCAGUCUUCCAAUAUAUUAGACGUAAAAAAACUUUAUAUAGACUAUAUAUUUUUAACACCAGUAAAUUUUAUAAUCCUCCCAAGAGACUCCUUGAACACUACCAUUAAAUUUUAUAAUCCUUCCAUACUCCUUGGACACUACCUACCUACCGCAGCGCCAUGUCAGGUGACUUUUGCGACAAUGGAGUGCCACACUCUUCUGUUCCUAGCCAACUCCACUACUUCCAUCUUCUCUCUUCCCACCAUCUCCUUGGUUCCAUCCAUGUACUUCAUCCUCUGUCUCCCUCGUGCUCUUUCCCUCGAUCAUCCCCAAGAGACAGUCUCUCUCAAGACCAUCCCCCCUCUCGAUCAUCCCCAAGAGACAGUCUCUCUCAAGACCAUCCCCCCUCAAAACAUGCCCCAGAUACCCAAGCUGUCUCCUUUUCACUGUGGUCAUCAACUCCGUUGUGCGGGCCAUCUGUAACACUUGCUGGUUUGUCCUUGCCAUUCAUGGGACCCUCAUAAUUCUUCUGAUGAACCACAUCUCUGCUGCCUCCAGUCUCUUUUUCAUUUCCUUACUAACAAUCCAGGUUUCACAACCACUCAAGUCUUCAAAAUUCUUAGCAGGAUCCCAGUGCUCAAACUCCUGCUUGUCAGUAUCCUCAUUUGUCCAAAAUUAGUUUUCCCC